AUGUCGACGGAAUCGAAGAAUCAGGCAUCGAUUCCGCCGUACAUGAAAGCAUUUUCCGGUUCUCUCGGUGGAGUCGUCGAGGCGUGUUGUCUACAACCAAUCGACGUAAUCAAAACGCGUCUCCAGCUAGAUCGCGUCGGUUCGUACAAAGGAAUCGCUCACUGUGGUUCGACGGUGGUUCGUACGGAAGGAGUUCGUGCUUUAUGGAAAGGUUUAACCCCGUUCGCGACUCAUCUCACGCUCAAGUACACGCUUAGGAUGGGAUCUAACGCUAUGUUCCAAACCGCGUUCAAGGAUUCCGAGACCGGAAAAGUUAGCAAUCGUGGCCGUUUGGCUUCCGGAUUCGGUGCUGGUGUUCUCGAAGCUCUCGCCAUUGUUACACCCUUUGAGGUGGUGAAGAUUAGACUUCAGCAACAGAAAGGAUUGAGUCCCGAGCUCUUCAAGUACAAAGGACCAAUACAUUGUGCGCGUACCAUCGUGAGAGAAGAAAGCAUAUUGGGGUUAUGGUCAGGUGCAGCACCAACGGUUAUGCGUAACGGGACUAACCAAGCAGUAAUGUUCACAGCAAAAAACGCCUUUGAUGUACUCUUAUGGAACAAACACGAAGGUGACGGUAAAAUCUUGCAGCCAUGGCAAUCAAUGAUCUCAGGGUUUUUAGCUGGAACCGCAGGUCCGUUCUGUACUGGACCAUUUGACGUGGUUAAAACAAGGUUGAUGGCUCAAAGCCGAGACAGUGAAGGCGGGCUGAAAUAUAAAGGUAUGGUUCAUGCCAUUAGAACGAUUUACGCGGAGGAAGGAUUAGUAGCUUUAUGGAGAGGAUUAUUGCCGAGGCUAAUGAGGAUUCCGCCUGGACAAGCAAUUAUGUGGGCUGUUGCUGAUCAGGUUACUGGUCUCUAUGAGAAGAGAUAUAUCCAGACUGCUCCUCUAUAG
This is a messenger RNA of Arabis nemorensis, 930 nucleotides long. Lineage: Eukaryota; Viridiplantae; Streptophyta; Magnoliopsida; Brassicales; Brassicaceae. The record is from the annotation of a GenBank genome assembly.